This is a messenger RNA of Ascochyta rabiei, 2436 nucleotides long. RefSeq lists its product as uncharacterized. NCBI's taxonomy places the organism in Eukaryota, Fungi, Ascomycota, Dothideomycetes, Pleosporales, Didymellaceae. Gene Ontology annotation, cellular component: nucleus. The transcript has 4 exons. Gene Ontology annotation, molecular function: RNA polymerase II cis-regulatory region sequence-specific DNA binding; DNA-binding transcription activator activity, RNA polymerase II-specific. Gene Ontology annotation, biological process: regulation of transcription by RNA polymerase II. The record is from RefSeq and is a predicted model, not a curated record. The coding region runs from base 1 to 2436 and encodes 811 amino acids.
AUGUUUCGCAACCGAUCCUCACAAGCAAAGCCCAACGAAGAGCUGCUGGAGACAUUCAAGGCCUCGUUCCCUCACCUUGCCCAGCGCUCGCACUCGGUCGCCGGCUUGCCAGGCCACUCCCUCACGGACGCGCUCGAUGUAGCUCACCCCACCCGACACGGCGACGCUGAAGACAUCAAAGACCAGGACCCAACGCCGCGCGGAAACAACGAGCCAUGGAGGUUCACGCCCUCGCUGCUCGACCCAAACAGCUUUGCCUUUACUUCCUUUGCAAACCAGCCUCCUGGUUACUACACACCCACGCCCGGCGGCACCAACACGCUAUACCACAACCAAGCCGGAGACCUGCACACGCCCGGCUUUAGCUUUGGUCUCGGCACCCCUCUCUCUCUCCCCACCUCCGAAGGCGCCCUCCAUGCUGGCCAGAAUGCGCCCAAUCCUCACCUCCAAGGCUUCAAUCCUCAUGCUCUAAGCACCCAUCACCACUUUCAAAACACCAAUCCAUUCGGCCUCCCCCAGCAGCACCCUCAGUCGUUCGCGCCGCACCAGUUCACUCACCAGCCAUCUGCCUUCGACCAUGCACCCCUCCCUCAGGCCCACGAGGACUCUCCCAUGGAGAACGUCAUUCCAGAAGUUGAGAUGCAAUCUCCUCUCAUCGGUUUCGCUCCCCAGCCUUACCGGGACAACCUAGCGGGUGCGGUGGCUCCGGUGGUGCCGGUGGUGCAACCAAACCAAAACUUCCGUUACCACGUCACGCUGAAUGCGCCAACUGCCAUGGUAAAGCAGUCGGAUGAAGUCCCAGUGACCUACCUCAACAAGGGCCAGGCAUACUCCAUUUCAUUGGUCGACACAUUACCUGGCCAAGCACCAUCAUCCACGCUCAGGUACCGGACUUUUAUUCGCAUCUCCUUCGAAGAUGAGCAGCAGCGUCAGCGUCCCGCUUCUUGCUGGCAGCUUUGGAAGGAAGGCCGCGGUACCAAUGAGGCGCAUCAAAGGGGUGGCCGCCUCCAGGCCGUCGAGUUCGUGGACCCAAGUCAAGUCGGAGGCGGUGAAGUCCAAGGACGGCCAAGAGUCGAGCUCGAGUCGUCUUCCUUUGAUGGCUUUGUUGUGACCUGGACACCUGCGCCCAACGCUGCACCCGAGUGCUCCUUGGCGGUCCGCUUCAACUUCCUCUCUACUGACUUUAGCCACUCCAAGGGUGUCAAGGGCAUCCCAGUCCGCUUAUGUGCCAAAACGGAGCUCCUUUCGGAAGUGACUGGAUCACCCUCAGAGAAGCUAGCCACUGAGCUAUGCUAUUGCAAAGUCAAGCUCUUCCGAGAUCACGGCGCUGAGCGCAAACUUUCAAAUGAUGUUGCACACGUCAAGAAGACGAUCGACAAACUAAAGCAGCAAAUUGCGCAAGUCGAGUCUGGCAUGAAAGAUUUUGGAAAGCGCAAGCGCAGUGGAGAUGACAAGAGCAGCAGCUCCAGACCUGGAAAGCUCCAGAAGCACAAGAGGACUUGGUCGAUGUCUUCCGCAAGCUCCAAUCAGGGCACUCGUCCAGCUGCUGAAGAGGACUUGCACAUCAAGCUGGCAUCUCUGCAGGACAUGUUCAGUUCCACGAGACCCGUGAGCGUGUUGUACCUGCAAGGAGAAGAGCAGGACGACCCAGACCUUCACCCAGUUCAGCUCUCCUCCACUCCCCAAGAACUCUCCAAAAUUGACACCAACGUGGAUUCUCAAAUGUGGGAGGGGCCAAGCUCGCAAACAGGCAACUCUUCCAUGGUAUCACCAACACCAAGCUCGCAAUCACUGCAGUCCGAGAAGCGCCAGGCCUCUUCGUUUCAGCGCCCGCACCCCUAUGGUCCGCCAUCGCGCAUGACCUCAGGCGAAUGGAGAAGUUUUCCACAGACCGCUACAGGAGAUUUGAAAGGAACGCUUGCAACCCAGGGCGGCUGCGAUGUACCGACAAAGGUUCAGAGACCAUACUCUGACGAACAUGCCCUUUCUGGAUGGAUUGAAGCUCUGGGUGUCGAUCAGACCUACCAGCCACCGCCUGAGCCUAUGCUGAAGCCAGUUGCGUGCUUUUUCGUGCAACCAAGGAUCGCUGGCAAACAACCGGACGACAACUACUUCCGCGCUGUUUAUGUCAUGGAGCGCUCUGUAAAAGCACUCGUCAGCAACAUUGCGAUGAAGAUCAACAUUGAGCCGACCAAAGUCACGCGUACUAUUCGAGUCAACCAAAAAGGCCUACGCAUACUAAUGGAUGACGAAGCGGUCAAUGCGAUACCCGAACAGCAAGACAUGGCGGCCGAGUUCCACGAGAUCGGUACGCCACCUAUUCAGCCCAUAAAGCGAGAUUGGGAUGCUGGCCCUACGGACAUUCAGGUCGACGGUGACAUUCCAGUCGUUGAAGCUGUACAUUCGACCGGCUACGAGCUCCGUCUCCUUUUCUGA